AGUGCGCAUGCGACAACAUGUCGCCACUCCGCGGAAACAUGCGAUAUUAGUGAUCGAUAGAAAAUAAAGCGCACAAAGCAAAAGUGCGCGUAAAGCUUGGCCAAGCUUGGCGGAGAAGGGAGAGCGAAAGAGAGAGAGAGAGAGCGCGGUGUCCGUUAACGAGCGAAUUUCCCGAUCGGGUGGAAUCCUAGACGCGCGCGAGGAUGGACUUCAACGUGAAGAAGCUGGUGAAGGAUGCGGGAGCCGCCCUCAGCAGAGUCGUGCAGUUAACAGAGGAGACGCUGGGCACCUCGGAAAAAACAGAGUUGGACGCGCACUUAGAGCAUUUAGUGGAGAGAGGAAAUGCCACCAAAACGUGGACAGAGAAGAUACUGCGAAACAUGGAAGCUGUGCUCACUCCGAAUCCUGGCAAUAGGAUCGAAGAUUUCUUCUAUGAAAAGAUUGAUAAGAAGAAACCUAAUAGGCUGAGCAACUUGGAGUAUGUAGGCAUUGAUAUGAUUCAAGCUGGAAACGAUUUUGGUCCAGGAGUAGCUUAUGGCAGCGCGUUAAUAAAGGUUGGCCAAUGCCAGCAGAAGUUGGGACAGGUUGAGAGAGAUUUUAUAGGGAUCGCUGCUAACUGUUACAUACAGCCUUUGAGGAAGUUUCUGGAUGGAGAGAUGAAAACUGUUAGCAAGGAGAUGGCAAUAUUGGAAACUAAAAGAUUGGACUUGGACGCGUGUAAAAACAGAGUGAGAAAAGCGAGAAGUCUGCUGGGCCAACAGAGUGAGUCUGGCGUACCACCCGAAGUGUUGCUUGAUCAGGCAGAGAGGGAGUUGAGGGUAGCGCAGUCGGAAUUCGAUCGGCAAGCGGAGAUCGUGAAGCUGCUGCUGGAGGGUGUUUCAAGCUCGCAAGCUGGACACCUGCGAUGCCUGCACGAGUUCGUGGAAGCGCAAGCCCGCCACCACGCCCAGUGUCACGCCGUCAUGCAGGACCUGCAGCGCGAGCUCGCCGGCCUACCUGGGGGUCCCUAUUACACCACCCCACCAGCCUCCACCAAUGCAUUAGCAGAGAACGAUCAGGACCGAGCGAGAGUGUUAUGCAAUUACGACGCGAGAGAUCCUAGCGAAUUAAGCGUCGUGCAGGACGAGCUCGCUGCCUAAGGCCCGUUUGAAGCUUAAAUCACCGUUCGGGACUGCGUUCUCGUCGCUUUCUCCAUAAAGACGCAGGGACCGAAUUUCUCUCGUCCACCUAUCGAAAGAGAAACACAAUACACUAUCGUUUGUUGAAGUUCUCGAUAUACAUUAGACGUAUCGUUUAAAAACUUACCUUGAACCGUUCUCGUAUCUGUAAGUCUUCGAGGAUACCUCCCACCCUUUCUAAUCUCACCUUUUUGCUCUCUUGAUACUAACGAUAUUGUACUGGUGCAUUUACCCACAAGCAGCUAAUACAUUGUUAACUCUCGAGAUACUACACGUAUUCUAGACGAAAAUAUAUAUUUAUUUCGAGGAAGAAAUUGCAUUCGCCUUGUUACACUCCUCCCCCCGCGAGUCAUAGAUCGUGAGGGGGCGGAACACACACCGAGAGAAAUAUUGUGCAGAUUGUGAUAGUCGUGCAAUGCAGUUAGUUAUAUGAAGAGAUAAAACGGACUAAUCGCUUUCAAUCAGGAGAGAAGAAAUAUUUUCUAAAGAGACACGCUGUAACAGAGAGAGAGACAGUAAUAACGAUAACAGCAAUAUUAGUAAGGUUCACGAAUAUUACAUGCGAUCUUUCGAAGGAACGCAUUCCUUCGUCAUGAGAAAAAAUGUGUCCGAUGAAAUUUGCUCGGGAAAUAAGAUUAAUCCCACUGAGGAGAGAUCGAUUGAUUUCCGUGAAAUUAGCGAUUAUAUUCGUCCCGUUUACCUACACCGUGUACUAUUGUGCAUGAUAGAGAUAGUGUCGAUUAUCAAGUUGUACAUCGAAGGAAUUUAUUUGCAUCAGCCUUCUUUCGACGUCAUAGUCGUUGAUACGUCAUAUUUUAGUAUUGCGUACACUUUUAGAUUUACUGAUUUGUAAAGUGACACGAAAAAAGAAAAGGCGAUGUCUCUCCCUUUAGAUUUUAUGCGAAACAUGUACACACUCGCGAAGGGCCGAGUCACAAGCGUACUUGUACGCGAGACGAAUUACUGUAUGUGUAUAUUUAUUCGAGUUGUGCAUGUAUUAUCAAUAAACAUCUGCCGUUUUACUUUGUUAAA
Molecule: messenger RNA, 2210 nt
Organism: Harpegnathos saltator (Jerdon's jumping ant)
Lineage: Eukaryota; Metazoa; Arthropoda; Insecta; Hymenoptera; Formicidae
Gene: EndoB
Product: SH3 domain containing GRB2 like, endophilin-B
Exons: 9
Coding region: 204-1139 (311 amino acids)
Biological process (GO): membrane organization
Cellular component (GO): cytoplasm; membrane
Molecular function (GO): protein binding
Source: RefSeq, a predicted model, not a curated record